Myxozyma melibiosi is the source of this 945-nucleotide messenger RNA. RefSeq lists its product as uncharacterized. Bases 364 to 840 code for a protein of 158 amino acids. The transcript has 2 exons. The record is from RefSeq and is a predicted model, not a curated record. NCBI's taxonomy places the organism in Eukaryota, Fungi, Ascomycota, Lipomycetes, Lipomycetales, Lipomycetaceae.
GGUUAUAAUUCUACAUACGCGACCACUUCCUAUAACUAUCAAUAAAAACGCUAUUCUCUCAUUACACACAUCCAACAAUCAUAACCCACAGCCCAAACAACUCAUACAAUCCAAUAGUUAUCUAAAAUCACCAUCGUCAAUUAGAGCAAGUAUUCCCUCAACAAGGCAUAUCCAGGGUAAGGGCCCCACCAAUCAGUCGCCAGCCCAGCAAAUCCCGAGCUCUGCCGUCGUCGUCGUCGCUCGCCCGCCAUCCGCAUCGCCAAUCAUCCGCAUACGAAUCAAAGCACACAUACAGUUCUCACACGCCGAGAACUACACACACACAUAAAAAGCGGAAAGGAAGAUAUAAAUAUAAGGAUAGAAAUGGGCUCUUCACAGUCAAAGACGUCGGCAGCGCCCCGGACGUUUUUACCACAGACGUCGGUGCAGUUCUCACAGGAUUUGGUGGAGACUUUGGAGGAUAUUCCUGAGUCCGACUUCACCCGCGCAACCGAGAACUUCCUCAAAAUCGAAUCCUCCGUCUCAAAAGAACUUUCCAAGAUCCAAUCCGAAACCUCCGCCCUCCUCACCCAAGCCUGGUCCAAGACCGAUUCCCCCUCCUCCUCCACAUCACCAUCGCUUACAACCUCCGCGACGCUCGAAGAAAUCGCAGCGCUGAAAGCGAACUUGUCUGCGCGCUUGCAGAAGAUUGAGAACAAGGCCGAGCUGGGAAAGAAGGCGGACUUUGAACGGCCUAGAUUGGCGCUGAUCGCGUGCUUGAAGAAGAAUGAUGCGAAGCCGUUGGUGUGUUUGGAUGAGUUUAAUGCGUUUAAGGAUAAGCUUGAGAGUACUAUAAACUGAGUCUAGAUAUGUGAUUUUUUGUAUGAUUUUAUCAUAAAUAUUCCAUUUCUCUUAUUCUUUACGGGUUAUACUGUAGAGGUUCAUUCUGUAUUGGAUGCAAUAGAU